AUGGCUGGGCUGGAUGACGAUGAAGGAGAAGAAGGUGGAGCCCCCCCGGCCGGAGGGCCAGCACCCCGCCUCGCCCGUGCUCUUCCUCGUCGCCUCGCACCAUCUCCGUCAGUCGUCUCGAGGUCCCACGCUGCCGGAUCCAGAGGACAAGCCGCCUAGCUACGAGCAGAUCCUGAAGCUGGACGGGCUUCCUCCGGACUAUUACUCAGUCCUUAGCGAAAAGCCGCCCAGAUACGAGGACCUUAGUCCAACCUUAGGCUGGGGAGCUUGCGCUCUGCCUGUGGAGUUUUACGCAGCAGAUCUUCCAUGUGUCCACUCGUCAGCUCACAAUUCAUCUCCAGAUUCUCCAGUUUCACUAGAAGUUCCUAUGCAUGCAGAAUCAACUUCUUCAUUUCUACAUGAGCUUCCUUCUUCUUGGUCAACUCAAUCAGUCCUUCCAUCCUCCUACAGUAGUAAUCAGGCUUUUGGCACAGAAAACCCUGCCUUCAGUAGCCAAAGCUUGAAUAAUGGCAUAUCAGAAAGUAUUAAUGGCAAGGCAGGUGUAGAAACUACCCCGGCUGAAGGGGAAAGAAGAGACACAGAGAAGGAAGAGGAAAACAAACUUAAUUCAGAUUUCAGUAACAUUUGAGCUACUGUAUAAUACUGUAGAAUAUUUGCCUACAUAAAAACUGUUGGCUAUGAGGCCGUCCUUCUAGUGAUAAAGUGUCCUACUUGCACUAGAUUCAUAUGGAAGUUAUCUUCAUGAUUAAUCCUAGAUAAGCCCAAAUGAAGUCAGAAAAUGGUGCUUCUUUAUGCUUACAAAGCUUGUCUUGUGAAUUGCUCAUAUGUAUAUUUUGGGAGGCAUUCAGGUAAGUCAAAGACCGAUGGUGGUGACUAUAAUGAGCUUCUGUAUUUAUUAUUGCAUUAGACACCUUAACAUUGUAUGGAGAUUUGUCAUGUAUGAUGAUAGGUUUUCAGAAAUAUUAAUUAUCUUAAUCAAUUGCACUGGAUAGCGAGAUAACGAUAGAGCUUCUAGAUUUAUGUAAGGAUUUGACCCUUAUGCAAUCAAGUUCCUAGAACCUUUGUUUACAGUUCAGGUUACCAGGAUAUUAUGGUGACAGCAAUAUAUCUUUUUUAUAGUGCCAUGACAUCAUACAUAGAUGCAUACGAGUCCAAUGCCAGAAAAUUAAUUAGGCUCAAGAAAACAUGGAUUACUACAAUCAAAACUAAAAUAAUUGAAUCAUGAACUUGUACAUAGCUUUCACGAAUGAAUUUACUGAUAUGAUAGAACAACUUGAUAAGUUGGGUUACAUUUUAAUAGUAAAGAGAGGUAUGUGAAAAUAAGUAUUGUCACACUAUCAUUGUCAGACAUUUUAAGCAUAAUAUUAACACCAUCGAAAAGAUAAAUACUAGUCAUAGGAAUUACUCCUUGUAAAUAUGACCACCCAGAAUCAGGCUUACAGGAGAAAACAAGUUUCACAAUCCAGGGAAAUGGUGGUUCCAAGAUCUGUAAUCAUCUCAUUAAAUUCACUAAAUAUUAUCGAAGGUAAUGUAUAGUAAGAUAAUUCGGGCAUUUCCUUCUAUGGGAAUCAGGCAAAGAUGUUUGCAUAGUUGGAAAAUUGUUUUAAUUUACUUCAGUGUAUGUAUUAUAUUUUCCUUACCUUUAUGCUUAGAGGAUAAACAAAUUAUUUACCUUAAUUUUUGCUCAUAGGGUUACCAUGCUACUGUGAUAACUUGAUUGUGGCAACCAUUGGGCACGUUAAUAGAGUUGUCACGGUGACUAUAUAUGCUAUCAGGACUGCUAUAGUAACCACAUAUGGUUAGUAUUCAGCCGAGUCAGCCAAGAGCGUUUAGAAAGCAAGCAUAAUGCAGCACCUCUCCAGAUACUCAUAUGAAGAAAGUGUAGUUUUACACCAUCGACUCUUGCAUUGUUAUUUAAUUCAAACCUUGAUAUUGUGAUCUGCAAUAAUGGUAAUCACAAUGGUUUAAGGUCAGUAUUGCAUACAAUAUGCCAUCUUUGGUAGCACCAAGUUGCUCACACUUCUUUUUAAUAUUUUUAUCUAGAAUCUAUCAUUAGCCUUCAAACCAAAGAUUCUUUAGUUUUUCUAUUAAAUCUGUUGUGAAAUCAGGAUGAUUAAGAAUGAGUAAAUUUCAAAUAUGAUAUUUUGUUGCUCAUUCUUAAUGUAUUGUAUUUGCUUUUAUAAUGAGUGUAAGUAUUCCUAUAAUUAAGCUUUUACUGUAAAAGUGCUUUUCGAUUAGAGACAGGUAGAAGGCAGAAAUACACUCACAUCAUCCUGUUCUCAUAGGGUUUUUAGAAGGAAUUAAUCCGUCAAUCCAUUUUGGAGCUGUUAUCUAUAUCAGGUAGAUCUAUGCCUGUACAGUACAGAUAACAUGAUACCCAUAGAACAAAAAGUUUCUCAGUUCUUAUGGGCUUGUGUGGUUCCUUCCCAGUUCUGUGUACUUACAUGUGAUAUUGCAUAUUUUUAUAGGUCCUUUAUACAUUAAAAAUAUAAAUAUUAGAAA
This is a messenger RNA of Penaeus vannamei (Pacific white shrimp), 2502 nucleotides long. The record is from RefSeq and is a predicted model, not a curated record. Lineage: Eukaryota; Metazoa; Arthropoda; Malacostraca; Decapoda; Penaeidae.